Molecule: messenger RNA, 1924 nt
Organism: Bufo bufo (common toad)
Lineage: Eukaryota; Metazoa; Chordata; Amphibia; Anura; Bufonidae
Gene: SLC52A2
Product: solute carrier family 52 member 2
Exons: 6
Coding region: 509-1822 (437 amino acids)
Biological process (GO): riboflavin transport
Cellular component (GO): plasma membrane
Molecular function (GO): riboflavin transmembrane transporter activity
Source: RefSeq, a predicted model, not a curated record
ACUUGCUUCAGUCUUAGGAAAGCAGAUAUGUCUUAUGGUACCUCGUGUACCUGGGAUAUGAGAUGUCCAGAGAACGUCGAUGAUCUGAAGGUCAUGAGGAGCUUCUGAAAGGUCAGGAAGUGAUGAGACAAUGACUGCGACUCACAGCAGACGUCCCGAGAGAGAGAAUUUGCCUCCGGGCAGAGAACAGGACCUCAUUAUUUGUCCUACGAGAGAGCACAUGAGAUGUUUUAAUAGAUGUUUUCAGCAGUUUGGGGCCUGUGUCCUUAGAGCUCCUGAGAGAUUCCACGUGACGGUUCCUGCUCUCCUGACAGGGCAUCUCUGGGCUUCAGUUUGAUUCUGCAUGAAAGUGGAGAAUUCAGUAAGACCAAUUGUAUUCUGAUGUGGGAUCCUGUUCUGCAUAUUCCUCCAGAUAUUUCCUGGGAGUCUACAGAAAAAGCUGGAGGAAAUCCGGAAGGACGAGCGCGUUCCCCUCAUUCCUGGACGAUCACAGAACAGAGCAGAGAACAUGGAGGUGUCCGGCCACUCGAUUCUCACCCAUGUCCUGGUCGCCCUCUUCGGGAUGGGUUCCUGGGUGUCUGUAAACUCCUUGUGGGUGGAACUUCCUGUUGUUGUGAAAAAUCUUCCAGAAGGCUGGAACCUCCCGGCGUACCUCACCGUGCUCAUCGCCUUCGGGAACAUCGGGCCCCUGGCCGUCACCCUGGCGCACCGCUUCUGUCCUCCUGGUGGUCUGUCGGAGCCGUGGCUGAUCCGCUCGGUCUACCUCCUGAGCCUGCUGUCUGCAGCCUUCCUGGCGCUCUUCUGGGAGCGGCAGGUGGUUGUGGCGGGCGAGCUGCACUCGGUGCCGUACCUGCUGCUGGCGUACCUCCUGGCGCUCGGCUGCUGCACCUCCAAUGUCACCUUCCUGCCCUUCAUGUACAGCUUCCCGGGGCAGUACGUGCGCAGCUUCUUCAUCGGCCAGGGCCUCAGCGCCCUCUUCCCCUGCGUGAUGGCGCUGGGCCAGGGCGUGGGGCGGCUGGAGUGCAGGAACAACACCUUUGGGAACGGCACGGCCCCCCACUACAUGCAGGAGAACUUCAGCGCCUCCUCCUACUUCUGGGGUCUCUUCGCCCUCCUCGUGGUCUCUGCACUCUCAUUCUCCAUCCUCAUAUUCUGGAGACGACGAGUCAAGAAGGAGCCGGAGCAGGAACUCGGGGGCUCCAGUGUUCCUCAGGAUGGUAAUGGCUCCGAGGACUCGUACCCCCUGAGGUCACCAGAGCAGGAGAAGCCACAAGACACCACCAUGGUUGUGGGGCCAACGUUCUGGACCUCCAGGAACAUCUACCUGCUGCUCCUGCUGGGACUGUCCAAUGCUCUGACUAAUGGCGUCCUCCCCUCCGUACAGACGUACAGCUGCCUGCCCUACGGGGCGGACGCCUACCACCUGUCCGUGGUCCUCAGCAACAUCGCCAACCCGGUCGCCUGCUUCAUCGCCAUGGCUGCUCUAUGCAGGUCUUCUCUGGGCCUCGGUGUGAUCAUGGUGUUAGGAGUCAUAUUUGGGGGGUACCUGAUGGCCCUGGCUGCCCUCAGUCCUUGCCCUCCCUUGUUGGGCAGCACAGCAGGCGUAGUCUUGGUGGUCAUGUCUUGGUCCCUCUUCUUGGGUCUCUUGUCGUACCUGAAGGUUGUGAUUGGCAGCCUGCUCCAUGAAGCUGGGCACAGCGCCCUCCUGUGGUGUGGUGCAGUCAUCCAGGCCGGCUCCUUGGUGGGUGCACUGGUGAUGUUUCCCAUGGUCAGCGUCUAUCACCUGUUCCAGAGUGGCAGAGAUUGUGAAGACAGCUGCUGAGGAGGUUGUGCCGUGCCUGCCCUGUGAGGAGGUUGCACCAUGUCUGGUUGCACCAUGUCAUGCCUUUCAUCUCAGGAUCUUUUUAUAGAAAUUAAAUGUUUU